AGAGGACCCGAUUUCCUGUAGAGACGGAAAAGAUGGCGGAUCGGCUAACGCAACUUCAAGACGCAGUCAAUUCGCUCGCUGAUCAGUUCUGUAACGCCAUCGGCGUUCUGCAGCAAUGUGCUCCACCUGCCUCUUUCAGUAACAUCCAGACGGCCAUCAACAAGGAUCAGCCUGCAAACCCCACUGAAGAAUACGCUCAACUGUUUGCAGCUCUGAUAGCGAGGACAGCCAAAGACGUGGACGUUCUGAUCGACUCUCUUCCCAGCGAGGAGUCUACGGCGGCCCUGCAGGCGGCCAGCCUCCGUCAGCUGGAGGAGGAGAACCACGACGCGGCGGCCCGUCUGGAGGAGGUGGUGUACCGCGGCGACAUGCUGCUGGAGAAGAUCCAGAAUGCUCUGGCCGACAUCGCCCAGUCGCAGCUGCGCACCCGCAACGGCGCGCUCAGCCAGCCUUCACCGGCCGAGUCCUGACAUCACUUCCUGUCACCAACGGACACUUUCGGGGUUUUUUUUGUUUUGUUUUAUCCCACAUGGCGGAUGUUUAUUUUUUCAAAAAUGUAAAGAACUCUCCACUGCCGAACCGUGUGUCUGGGAUGAACAACACUAGAUUCUCCAAUAUAGUUUAAAGUUAAAAGCAUUAUUUUGAAAUCAAAUAAUUGAAGUCAUUUCUGAAUUGCAUUUUUUUAUUUAUUUUUUUGGCUGGCAUAAAUAAAAAAAAAAAAGCUGUUUAUUCGGACCCCAGCAACACGUCCGCUGUGUUAUACAUGUAGAUUCUAUGUUGUACAUCUAAUUUGUUGUUUUGUUUGACAAUAUUCUGCUUUUUGACAAAUGUAAAUACUUCAGUCUGCUUUGAAAAAAGUUACAAUGUAAAUAUGUGAUUAAAAAUGCAGAGCAGCAUUUCCGUUAAAGUCAAUACUUUAUUUAAUCUCAUGAAUAUUUCAUGGAUCAGAUCUGUAUAGCGUCACAUUUUUCUUUCGUCUUUUCCAAAUGAAUGAUGGAUUCACUUCUGUGCAACGAUAAACGUCACUGCUUGAAAGCAUG
Molecule: messenger RNA, 1040 nt
Organism: Poeciliopsis prolifica (blackstripe livebearer)
Lineage: Eukaryota; Metazoa; Chordata; Actinopteri; Cyprinodontiformes; Poeciliidae
Gene: med21
Product: mediator complex subunit 21
Exons: 4
Coding region: 33-470 (145 amino acids)
Biological process (GO): regulation of transcription by RNA polymerase II
Cellular component (GO): mediator complex
Molecular function (GO): transcription coregulator activity
Source: RefSeq, a predicted model, not a curated record